UAUAUUUUUUAAUUUUAUAUAGGGAUAUGUUAUGCAGCAGCAUUUUCCGAGAAAAUUUUAACAGCACCAACAUUUAGCAGAACAUAUACGGUAAAAGGAACUUUGUAUAUACCAUAUGCAGAGAUUCGGGAGCCUUUCUACGCAUGGUAUGAUGGCAACAGCGGAUCUAGUCGGAUUGAUUACUAUGGAGGAAUGGUUAAGACUUUUCAACUGACGAGUAAAGGGCAAUAUGGAGCCAGCAUAAAAAUAGCACCUAUUACCACCGAAACUGUUACUAAUGAAGAUACAUGUCUUCAAGUAAAUGGCACUAUUGAUAUGAAGAUACAACCACAAUCUAUUAUUCCAGAUCCCUCGGAAAUGGAGUGCAUUGGCGAAGAGAUGAUCAAUGGAUUGUUAUGUGAGAAAUGGCGACUUGUACAACAAAUUGAAGAGAAGACGAAUAAAUAUACACUCUGGAUACGUUAUAAGAAAUCACAAUAUCUACCGGAAGUUAAGGAGCCCAUUCCUGUAAGAUAUGAAAUGAGAGGAUUUAAUAGUCUCUUAGGCUCGCAUUAUGAUCAUUAUUACUUGGAGUAUGAUUGGUAUUCCUUUGAUAAACCUUCUGCUGAUGUCUUUAAAAUUACAGAAAAUGAAACAUGCAUUGGCUUCCCAGGUCCAGGUGAAAAACACAUAUACACUUUUAAUCCAAUGCGUGAAUUCAUUCAUAAUUAUGAGAAUCAUUUGGAUGAAGCAUUUGAUACAUUCAAAAAGACCCAUCAGAAAGAUUACAAGAAUGGCUUGGAUCACAUGUACCGCAAAGACUUAUUUAGACAAAAUAUAAGAUUUAUCCAUUCUAUAAACCGCGCCAAUUUGGGCUAUCAGUUAAAGGUAAAUCAUUUGACAGAUCACAGUGAUCUCGAAUUAAAAGCUUUACGAGGCAAACAAUAUACUCCGGGUUACAAUGGUGGAGCACCAUUCCCGCAUGAUAUCAAGAAGGAACUUGCAGAUGUUCCUGACAGUAUAGAUUGGCGGUUGUACGGUGCUGUGACACCAGUCAAAGAUCAAUCGGUUUGUGGUUCUUGUUGGAGUUUUGGUACCACUGGAACAAUAGAAGGUGCAUAUUUUUUGAAACAUAAUAAGUUAGUGAGUCUGUCCCAACAGGCUCUUAUCGAUUGUUCGUGGGGUUUUGGUAAUAAUGGAUGCGACGGUGGAGAAGAUUUCCGUUCAUAUGAAUGGAUCAUGAAGCAUGGUGGCUUACCUACUGAAGACGAUUAUGGUGGUUAUUUGGGACAAGAUGGAUACUGUCAUAUAAAUAAUGUAACGCUGACGGCUAAGAUCACGGGAUUCGUCAAUGUUACUCCACGCAGUGUAGAUGCUUUGAAGAUUGCCAUUGCUAAGCACGGUCCCAUUUCUAUCGCUAUUGAUGCUUCUCAUAAGACAUUCUCUUUCUACUCUCACGGAGUGUACUACGAUCAAACUUGUGGCAAUACAGAGGAUACAUUAGAUCAUGCUGUUUUGGCCGUUGGAUACGGCACUAUGAACGGACAGGGCUAUUGGCUGAUAAAGAACUCCUGGUCGAAUUACUGGGGCAAUGAUGGAUAUAUUCUAAUGGCUCAGAAAGAUGAUGAUUGUGGAGUUCUUCUUGCUCCUACAUAUGUUACUAUGUAAAAAUAUCUCUAUUUCUUUAUAGGAACAACCGUAUCUAUAUCUCUAUUUCUAAAAACUAAAACAUUAUACAGAGCACUCUCUAAGAUCUUAGUUAACAAAAGCUUAUAUAAGUAUAAGAGAAAAAUUACGAGAGGCUACAUAAAAUAUAUUUAGUUUAGCUACAUGUUUCAUAAUGAAUAUAAGCUGUAAUAAAUUGUUGAAGAUUCCGUUUAUUAGAUAUACUAGGGGAAGAUAUGGAAAUUAUAUAUAAUAAUAUAGGGGAAAUAAAAUGUUUUUCCUAAUAAAAAGCAUUUUUGAAACAAG
Formica exsecta is the source of this 1950-nucleotide messenger RNA. RefSeq names its product digestive cysteine proteinase 1 (gene 26-29-p). The transcript has 10 exons. The record is from RefSeq and is a predicted model, not a curated record. Lineage: Eukaryota; Metazoa; Arthropoda; Insecta; Hymenoptera; Formicidae. Bases 193 to 1647 code for a protein of 484 amino acids. Gene Ontology annotation, molecular function: cysteine-type endopeptidase activity. Gene Ontology annotation, cellular component: lysosome. Gene Ontology annotation, biological process: immune response.